UCAUGUAUGCUCUGAAAUUCAUAAUACUGUGAAAUAUAAUACUCAUACCCUUUGUUUUUCUAAGAUUAAACAGCAGACAUGUCUAAAUAUGGAAGAUUUAACGUCAGUCUGCCGACACUUAUAGGGUUUCUGGAUACUUUCAAGAUCGCAUCACUGACGCGGUAAGGUGGAACAGUUGUUCUCAUGACACUGACGACUAAGGUUCUAGUGACAGCGUAAAAUGGACAUUGUGGAUCUGAACUUUUCACAUCUCAACGUACUUUUUCACAUCACCUAUGUGAUUUAUGCUCGCUAUAGUUGUGCUUUCUGCGGAUCACAGGAAUAACAUUGUGAUUUCAUAUAUGUGUUUCUUCCUCAGAUUCCACCUUAAAAUAAUACCCUGACAAGGGAGAGCAGCAUGCUGGGCGCGAGCCAACUGCUGCGCAUGAAUAACUCGAGCAAAAGGACACUUGCAUGAGAGACAGCCAGAAAUAGAGCAAAAGGAGGCGAGAGUUCGGAAAUGGAAGGAAGCACCUCAAGCCUCCUUCGUAGUGCUGCAGGAGCAGACGAAUAUAUCUGAUAAACAGGAACGCGGGGCGUCUAGGGCCUAAGGUUUGGACGCAUAAUCAAGGUUGUGACUGAAAGUUUAUAAUAGUGUUUGAGUUGUCAGAGGGAGAAGGGAGAGUCUACGUUCUAAUACAGUUUAGGAGGGAAUAAACCAAGUCAUUCAACAGACUCCCACGUGUAUCAGCAUUGAAGAUGGCACAUGUACUGUUGCCAUGCGACAUGCCUAGUUGGACAGACACCCAACGUCAGCUAAGCCAAAUAAAAAUGUUACAAACUUCAGACCACUUGGUAAUCGGACUGCAAAAGCUGUACGAUGGUUGUAGUAUCAGCCUAGACCCCGAUGAUAACCCACCUAAAGGAGACAUUCUCAGAUUUGAAGGGCUUAGGAAAUUUAUAGAUGAAACAAUGACAGCGGAAGAAAAGUCACGAUUUUUCAAAAAAACGUUGCCUACUUUGAUAAAUAGUGCCCUAAAGCUACGACUUCUGAAACCAACGGCAGGAUUUCAUUUUUUGUUACAGCAGGAAGAACAGUACCAAAGCCUUGACCGCAGAUUACUCGUUUCGCUAGUGUCUAAUGCCUUUUGUUCUCUUCUGCCAAAAAGAACUGUUAAAACCCAUCCAACGUUACAAGACUUCAACUUCGGUGAGUUCUUUCGUCAAAUGAAAAGUUCAAAACAACAAAAGAAUCUAAGAAAUAUUUUCCGAUACUUCGACUUUGUGGGCACCCAAGAAAUGAAAGGAAAAGUUCGGUUCUAUAGACAGGUUCUACCCUUCAAAUCAAUGCCUUCCCUUCCUGAGUGGUUAUGCAGUGAUCAACCGUUAUGCCCUCUUGUGGUGCGUACCCAAGGAACUCCAAACGACGCAGAACUUCAUAUGUACAGAGUAUGUGACUGUAGUGCAAGAAUUGGAGGUGACGUCUUAAAGGGCGCAAUAACAGAAGAAGCUUCUUUACUCUGUCUUACACCCGAACUACUUGUUGCCCUUUGUUUUGUGGAAUCUCUAGCAGAUAAUGAAGCCCUUGUUGUUGAAGGAGCGCUCUCUGUAGACGAAUCAACGGGAUCGUCUCUGCGGGAAGCCGAUUUCUGUCUAAUGGAUGCAUACGAUUUUACUAACCAACCUUUCUGCCAAUAUGAAGAUAGGUUUCUAUUACGUGAAUUAAACAAGGCCUUAGUGUCCUUGAAGCAGCCACAAAGUCAACGUCGACUCUCUCCUGUUGGUCAAAGUUCAAGUUCGAGUACUUGUCCAGAAUUUGGCAGUCUGAUUAUAGAAUCUGACAUAGAUGUGCCACUUUCAUCUAGUCGACGAUCUUCUGGUCAAAGUAGUGGACUGACAGACUCCUCACAUGGUUCUUCACGUCAUCAGGUGUUUAGUCUGAGGAAAAAAUCGGAUCCCAUUAGUUCCGAAAUGGGAUUUCAACGGUCUCCCUCAAGAGGAAAACUUCCGAAGAUCGAUGCCAAACAAUGUACUCCACCUUAUUCUGGACUGAAACCUAUUGGGACACUAGAAUAUUCUUAUCCUGAAAAAUAUCGAAUGACUAAGGACUCAAAAGCUUCUGUCACAAAAUGUGAUCAGCCUGAAAAUAAUAACAUAGAAUUUAAACCAAAUACAGUUUUGGAGAAUUUAAAAGCUCGUAAUAAAAAUUAUCCUAAUGAAAUUCAAAUCACACGAGAAAAACAACAUCAAGAUGUCCCAGUUAGUAUUCUACCUGAACGUAGAAGUUGUGGAAAUAUUGGAUCAUUGGCUAUGAGUCUUGUCAAACAGAAAGAACAAAGAAAAACUUCAAACUUGGAACCAAUAAUCAAAAGUGACGAGAAUACCACUAUUAGUCUUACAAAAAAGAACAAUGCUCAAUGUACCUUAACAAGUAGCGAUCUUAAGAAGAAAGAAACAGAAGUAUUUAAACAAGACAAUGUAUCUCGGAGAAUCAGAAGCACAGCGGCCCAGGAAAUGCAACUAGUCCAAAGACAUAGUGGGCCUGUGUAUAGUUAUUGUUCUCUGCCAUCAGAGGAAAUUACUGAAGAAAAAAAUCUUCCAGAGAAAUCAGAUUUACAAGUAUCAAAAACAAAUAGAAGUACAGUAAAAGUAACUAGUCAGCCAAUACCUGUUGAAAAAAGAGACAAUUUUCCUUGCAUGAUGUUUGUAGGUUCCCCUGAAUCAACUAAAGUUAAGGAUGUUUCUAUUUCUGAUAACCGUGGACUGCUUCUUCAAGAGAAUAAGCAGAGUACGUCAUCCGGAGGAAUGACUCAGAAGGAUAUUAGUGGUCUUGUAAAUGUUCUUAGGAGCAAAAAACCUUCUGCUGUAGCAUCUACACCAAAAAUUUACAGCGUAUCUAGUGAAAUAGACCAAGCAGUAACCGUAAAACUUCCAAAGGCUACAGAAGUCACAUCAACGUUUCCUGUAAUCAGUGACAUCUCGGAUCACGAAAAAGUAAGAUAUUCAGCUGAAUCAGGAAGUCAUUGGCGAAUAACUGAUCAACCGUUACCAUAUUGUAAACAAAAAAAACGAUCCGAAAAAAAAUCUGCUAAAAGUCCCAAGAGUAAAGUAAACACUCAGCAAUCGAAUAUUACUCUUUCUCUCCCGGUUUCACGAGAAACAAAUCAAAACCUUUCUGCUGGUGAUCGUCAAUAUGAUAUGCAAGAUAUGAUCCAAUCUUCCUUUCAAAGACCACUUAAUUUUUCAGAUCCAGAGGAAAUACUUUCUAAAGCAGCUCAUGCAGCCUUGACAAAACGCCAAUGCUCUCACAGAAGGAGUGGAAAGACCAGUAUGGCAAAUCCACGAGGAUAUCGGACUCAGGUUUCUGCAGACGAAGAGUACUUUACUGCAGAAGAAAGCUUUGAUGAAGAUUCUAGCUGUUUUUCUUACGCUCGACCGCAGCAUCAGGAGAGUAACACGAAACCACUCCUGUCAUAUUGGUCUUCCAAAGAUGGGGACGUUCGAUUUUCCAGAGACGACUCUACUGGUUUUGUUUUAGAUGGUAGUGAAGAAGAUUUACUUCAAAACCUUAGUCAACACGAACGCUACGAGGACUUCCGAAAAAGAAUACGUCGACGCCACCGAGGGUUGUCUCGCCGUAGUACACGCAGUUCUAGGUUAAGUUCAAGCGGAAGUAGCGAUAUGGAAGACAUAUUGGAAGAUCCCAAUUUAGGCUUCUUUGCAUUUUCUGCGUUACCAAUUCGACCUUCUAGCUCAGAGCCAUCUCUCUUAAAAUUUGCUCUUACAGAAUCAUCGGUGUUAUUUCCCAAACUACAGAUCCCACCAGAUUCACUUAAAUCAUCCUCGAGGGGACGAAACUUAAUGAUGACCACAGGAGACGGUAACUUAAAGGCUUAUUCUUAUGAUGGUGUGAAUCCUUGUCUUCCAGUGCCCUUCAAGGCUCGAUUUAGACUCCGGAGGGGUUCCAACGAAGAAUUGAGUAGGAAGGAGCGUUUUUACUCAUCUGAUAAAGAUUACCUUUGGCGGUGGGCAACAGCAGAUAGUGGAAGUGGAGAAUCGUCUUUGCGGAGUUCUGAAGAAGAUCUAGCCAGUGGUGAAGAUGAAUCAGCCGAUUCGAGGUCUUCUAGUGUCUGUUCUUCCAUUGAAAGUACUUCUUUUGAAGAGCAAUAUCUCGAAGACAAAGAAGCCCCUUUAUCAAGGUUCCUAAUGCCAACAGCAGAAGGAGUUCGCCCAGCAGCAACUGGACUGUGGGGGAUAGGAGAAAAGGGAGGAGAUCCUCAGUUGAAAAUUAUGAUCCUUUGGCUGGCAGCAAGUAGAGGAGGACUACCCUCUUUGAUUGCAUAUACAGAUGGAGAACCACGGCUGGCCCAGAUUGCACAAGUGUAUAGAUUAGCUCAGCAGCGACGAUGGAGUGUCGGAGACGUUGCUUGUGAACUCUUAAGGUAUUGCCGAAAUCGUUUAUCUGCUUUUUAUAAGGCACAAAGUCCAGAGAGAACAACCAAGGAACCAGAAUCUUCAUUAUUUCAACAACUUUUAGGGGGAGACGCUUUUAGAAGUCAAGACUCAUUGGAUUAACAAGAGAAUAUAAAAUGUUAUACAUAGCCAUGUAUCUUAUUUCACGGAUAGCAUUUUUUAAGAAAGGAAAGGCCUCGUAAAUUCAUUUGUAUGAAAUAGUUAAAAUUAACUACAUAUAGUACGAGUUUUCUUAAUUAUAUACUAAGCAAUAAUAAAAAAGAGAGAGAGGGAGAACCACAAAUAGAAUAGAAGGAUAUUGUUUUAUGUUUUUCGGACAUCUUUAGUUAAGUUGAAAGCCAUAAAAACUGUUGUUAUUUCACAGCAUUCAAAACAAGGACAGUUACUAUUUAUUGUUUUAGUUAAUGUAUCUCAGACGCUUUAUUGCAGGGUAUAGUUUUGUGCCAUUCAGAUCUGGUAGAAAGUGGUAUUAACAGAAUAUUACACUAUAUGAAAAAUCUAUUACAACAUUUAGGGCUUUUACAGGAUAUUUACUUGCAGUGUAAUGGGGGAUAAACAUGGUGCUGCUCUUUCGUGAAAAUUGUGGCAAUUUUUAUAGAAAUGAUUUUUUAUCAAAAUUUAUAACGUUUAAAAUUCAUUUUAGUAUCAUGUUGGCCUCUAGUAAUAAGAAAUGUAAAUAUAGUUCUAAGACUAAAACAUAUCAAUCAUGAAGUGGAAUUAUAUUUUAUGUGAAAAGUAUGUUUAUACGUGAUUCUUCGCGUAUUCUUUAUUACAUAUCGAACAAGUUAAACUUUACCCAAACGAAAUUUUAAACGAAAAACACAAAUAAAUAAUACUCAUUAAUAUACAUGAUUUUUUAUUAAUAGGAAUAAAAUAUGUCAUUUUAAAUUGGGUUAGGAAUAAAUUUUGUGCCUUACUUUUUCUGAUGAUGUCGUGUUUUUAACUUUCUGAAAUCUGCUGUGCUUCAGUAUUUUAAAGAGUGAAUCAGACCAGGACUUAGAGAUUUAUUAGUCGCGACUGAACAGCUCAUAGAACGGCUCUGAGUUUGUUUGUUUUUCAAGUACAGUCUUUUAGCUCAUAGCUCCGUCAUCUCUUGACCGAUUUGAGUUUUGGACUCAGGAAGUCAAACCCUUUCGAUUGAUAUAUUUGACUACGCCCAAGGUCUCAUAAAUUAAUUUCCUCUAAUCCUGCCAAAAGAAUCUCAAUUUGAGAGUGGGCUGGUAGAGAUCCUGAGGAGUAAUAAAAUCGAAUCGGGUAUAUACACGCCCCACGCUUGGUAUUGCUGGUGCACUAAAAUAUAGCUAAUA
This is a messenger RNA of Limulus polyphemus (Atlantic horseshoe crab), 5759 nucleotides long. RefSeq lists its product as uncharacterized. Gene Ontology annotation, molecular function: poly(ADP-ribose) glycohydrolase activity. Gene Ontology annotation, cellular component: nucleus; cytoplasm. The transcript is spliced from 13 exons. Gene Ontology annotation, biological process: nucleotide-sugar metabolic process; carbohydrate metabolic process; ATP generation from poly-ADP-D-ribose. Bases 739 to 4554 code for a protein of 1271 amino acids. NCBI's taxonomy places the organism in Eukaryota, Metazoa, Arthropoda, Merostomata, Xiphosura, Limulidae. The record is from RefSeq and is a predicted model, not a curated record.